UUCCGUUCCCUUCAGUUCUGGCCGCUGUACGGUCUCCAGCGCCGAGCACCCGUCGCCAUGCCUCGGAAAAUUGAGGAAAUCAAGGACUUCCUGCUCACGGCCCGGCGGAAGGAUGCCAAAUCUGUCAAGAUCAAGAAGAACAAGGAUAAUGUGAAGUUCAAGGUUCGCUGCAGCAGGUACCUUUACACUCUGGUCAUCACAGACAAGGAGAAAGCCGAGAAGUUGAAACAGUCCCUGCCCCCUGGCUUGGCAGUAAAGGAGCUGAAAUGA
Messenger RNA from Arvicola amphibius (Eurasian water vole), 270 nucleotides. Its product is annotated as 60S ribosomal protein L38. Gene Ontology annotation, molecular function: structural constituent of ribosome. Gene Ontology annotation, cellular component: ribosome; cytosolic large ribosomal subunit. The coding region runs from base 58 to 270 and encodes 70 amino acids. Gene Ontology annotation, biological process: protein-RNA complex assembly; translation. The transcript has a single exon. The record is from RefSeq and is a predicted model, not a curated record. NCBI's taxonomy places the organism in Eukaryota, Metazoa, Chordata, Mammalia, Rodentia, Cricetidae.